Messenger RNA from Psylliodes chrysocephalus, 624 nucleotides. The record is from the annotation of a GenBank genome assembly. NCBI's taxonomy places the organism in Eukaryota, Metazoa, Arthropoda, Insecta, Coleoptera, Chrysomelidae.
AUGUACGCAAAUUGGCCUAACCUAAGGUCCAGAACAAUGACAAAAAUUGACCAAUCAAAUAAAACUGGCGCACAAGGAGGUACCGAAUCAAAAUUAGAUGACACUGAUAAACUAGUGAUAGAAAUAAUUCGAAAGGAAUCUCCUGUUGUUCAAGGAAUUGCCGUACCCGAUUCAAUGGAAACUGUUUCCGAAGUAAAAGACAUUACCGAGGACUUAAGUUAUUCUAUGCCCAAUGAAAACGAUGAUAAUGGCACCACAAAAAGCAAGUGCUCGCUUCAACAAAGUUCAUGUAGAAGGUCAAUUUCUUUAGCGGAAGUAGGUCCAAGUCAACAACACGAGGGGGAAAUAUCUUCUAUUGAUAGUUAUGUUCAACCAUCAACUUCGUUAUCUAAACCAAGCUCUGAUUUCAGUAAUAACAAAAGAGAAAUAAAUGUCUCAGGGGCAUCUGAAAUUCAAGUUCCCGGUCAUGAGAAACGCGCGUAUGAAGAUUAUGAAGAUUUCUCAGAAGACCCCAAUGUGAAAAAAAGAAAAACCGACAUAUUAAAAAUUAGGGAGAUUUCAGCAAGCAAUCUAAAGAGCAAGCUGAAAAAAUGCUUCAGCCAAGACUGGGGGCCAAGGCUAUAG